GCAUGACUAAAGAACCCAGCACAACCUUGGAGACAAUUCUCCUAAGAGAGCUGAGCUGAUUGAGAGCUGUUGAAAGAUGACUGUCAACAUCUGAAAAUGCACAGCUGCCGGGGUUGAAAUACAAACAACAUUAAAGAAGAUCUCCUCUGAGUACCUCCCUUCUGUCUUCUUUGUGGAUGGAAAAUAAGCCCAGCUUUGGUGAGACAGAUUUGCCCUGCCCUCAGCCACGCCAGUUCCCCAUGUUUCUGUGGCUGCUGCUGCUGCUGAUCCUGGCUCCUGGAAGAGAUCAAUCAGACAAGCUGAUCCUUCAGGCUCCACGCUCUGUCUUUGAAGGAGAUGAGGUUUUUCUCAGAUGCCAGGCGAGAGAAGACGCAAAAGAAAUACAUUUUUACAGAAAUGAAUAUCAAAUUCAACCAAACUUCACUCUAAAGUCAGUCUCCAGGAACGAUGACAAAUAUCACUGUUCUGCUCUUAUGAGAGGCUUUUGGGGAUGGAAGAAAGAAAAUUCAAAACAUCUAACGAUUCAAGUUCAAGAGCUGUUUCCCCCUCCUAUGCUGAUAGCCAGACCCUCCUCACCCACAGAGGGGAGCCCGGUGACCCUGAAAUGUGAGACGUGGCUCCCUCCACAGAGGUCAGACAUUCAGCUUCGAUUCUGCUUCUUCAGAAAAGACGAGGCUUUGGGGUCUGGCUGGAACAGCUCUCCAGAGCUCGAAUUACCCACUGUGUGGAGUGAAGAUGCAGAGUCUUACUGGUGCCAGGCAGAGGCAGUGACUCCACGUAUCAGAAAAAGAAGUUUGAGAUCCCAGUUAUAUGUGCAGAGAAUCCCUGUGUCUGAUGUAAAUCUAGAGAUCCAGCCCCCUGAGGGGCAGCUUACUGAAGGAGAAAAUCUGCUCCUUAUCUGCUCAGUAGCCAAGGGAACAGGGACUGUCACAUUCUCCUGGCACAGAGAGGGCACAGUAAGAAGUUUGGGAAGAAAGACCCAGCGUUCCUUGUCGGCGGAGCUGCAGAUACUCACUGUGAAGAAGAGCGAUGCUGGGAGAUACUACUGUGCCGCUGACAACAUUCAUGGUCCCGUCCUCAGCAAACUGGUCAGAGUCACACUGAGCAUUCCAGUAUCUCGCCCUGUCCUCACCCUCACGUCUCCUAGGACGAAGGCUAUGGUGGGGGAUGUGGUGGAGCUUCACUGUGAGUCCCAAAGUGGCUCUCCUCCUAUCUUGUACCGAUUUUAUCAUGAGAAUGUCACCCUUGGAAGCAGCUCAGUUCCCUCUGGAAGAGCAGCCUUCAAAUUUUCUCUGACUGCGGAACAUUCUGGAAACUACUCCUGUGAGGCUGAGAAUAGCCUGGGGGUCCAGCGCAGUGACAGGGUGAUUCUCAGUGUCACAGUUCCAGUGUCCCAUCCUGUCGUCACCUUCGGUCCUGCUGGGGCCCAGGCUGUGGUGGGAGAUGUGUUAGAGCUUCGCUGUGAGGCCCAAAGGGGCUCUCCCCCAAUCCUGUAUUGGUUUUAUUACAAGAAUGUCACGCUGGGGAGCAAAGAGGCCCCCUUUGGAGGAGGAGCAUCCUUCAACCUCACUCUGAUGGCAGAGCAUUCCGGAAACUUCUCUUGUGGGGCUGACAAUGGCCUAGGGGUACAGCACAGUGAGAUGGUGAUACUCAGCAUCAUAGGACCACCCAGUAACAAAACAACCCUUAUCACUGAGGGAGUCACCUCAGGGCUACUGAGCAUCCUUGGCCUUGCUGCUACUGCUGCUCUGGUGCAUCACUUCAGGACCCAAAGGAGUUCAGAUCACUUAUCAUCAAUGUUCCUUUGCUGUUUUUCAGAAAGACCUUCUACCACUGGGACACCUAGUUGCAGUCCUAGGGAGUUUCAGGAACCUUCCAGAACCCCCAACACAAAUCCCCAAGAGCCACCGGACCCAGUGCAACUGCAGCCAGUGUACGACAAUGUGAAUCCUAGAGAUAGCGACCUGGUUUAUUCCGAGAUCUGGAGCACCCAACAUACAAAAGAAAAUUCAGCAAAUUCACCAAGGAAACAUCAGGAAGAUAAAGAGCCCACAGUCAUCUAUUCAGAUGUGAAGAGGGCGUAUCCAGAUGACUCUGCAGGGCAAGCCAGCAUUGGAGAUAGUGACCUUGAAGACGCUGCAGAAAACUAUGAGAAUGUUCCAAGCAUAUUAUCAGCCUUAGACCACUAGCUCUGUACCCAUAGUGGCUCAGAGACCCUCUGAAGCAGCUUGUGCCAUUCUCUUGGUUAUCUUCAGCCACACUUCUUCUUUCCCUCCAGUGCCCAGCAUCCCAAAGACUGGACAAUGGGGGACGUGAGACUCUGUGAAAGUUCUGCCAACUUCCUCUGUGCCCAAGUCUGUGUGUUCUCUAGGAACAGAGUGAGCAGCAUUUGAGUGAAUUCUGCAGUCUUUUCACAAUAGGGAUACUUGUAAAUGCAAGGCAGGUAGGCCUUCAGCUCCUAGGCCUGUUAAAGAAAGGAAAAGCAGUCUAGCCAGGAUCACAAGGAUGCAAUCAUUGAAAGUUGAUCUGAGAGGGAUCAAAAACUUUUAGGGUACUGUCUCUACACAAAGAGUUUGUUUGUUCUAAACAUCUUGUUUCCCUUUCCGUUUUUGUUGAUAGUGUCAUUGAUGAUGUUCUGGCGCACAUGCGUUGUUCCAGCUACCCACUGCAAAUGACCAAAAAGCUUCAUUCUGUCCACAGAUAUGCUAUUUCUUCAUGAAAUAUACAUCAGUGCUAAGAUUUUAAAAAACAACCCAUUCUGUUUAGUGGGCUGCUGCUGCUGCUGCUAUGUCACUUCAGUCCUGUCCAACUCUGUGUGACCCCAUAGACAGCAGCCCACCAGGCUCCUCUGUCCACGGGAUUCUUUCAGCAAGAAUACUGGAGUGGGUUGCUAUUUCCUUCUUCAGUUUAAUGGGCAAGAGCUUCCAAACUGUCUGAUUAAACAGUAUUAUGGACCAAUUGUAUUCUGUCAAAGUUCAGUGUGAACAUUCUUGGAGAUAGGACCUUUUAGGAGGUACCUACAGUUAAAUGAGAUUUUAAGGGGGGCCCCUAAUCGAAGUGGACAGGUGUCUUUGCAAGAAGAAGAGGAGACAACAGAGCCCUCUCUUUCUUCAUGCACACUGAGGAAAGGCCAUGUGGAGACAAACAAGAAGACAGGCAUCUAUAAAGUCAGAGAAGGCAGGAAGAGAGAUCUCAGCAGAAGCCAAGUUUGCCAGCACCUUGAUCUUGGGCUUCUAGAACUAUGAUAAAAUAGAUUUUUGAUGUUUAAGCCACCAAGUCUGUGAUAUUUUGUUGCGACAGCCAGAGCAGACUAGCACAGAUUUAUACAUAGAUAGAUGAAAAAUGAUUGAGGAUGAUAAUUAUGGUAGAUAGACAGGUAAUAGUUAGAUACAUAGAUAAGAUUGAUGCUGGUGUGUGACAGUGUUUGUGCAUCCCAACCCACACAGAAUUUGUAGUCUUCAAGAUACUUCCUCUCUCAUAAGAUCAAAUAUUCCUCCUACCAGUAGCAGCUCAAUUUUACUGUUUAAUUAUUCAGCACCCACUAUUUGAUGCCUACAGAAGCAUCAACACCAAUCUUAGAAAGUCAUUAGAGCUAGUGAUUCACAUGACUCAGAUGAAAAAGUUUAGUGUCAAUCAGGAGCCCUCUUGAGCUGAGCUGGCAGUAUAUGUAGAGAUGGAAGGUAAUUAGUAGGCUCAAAGGAGGACAGCCUUUGCAUUGCUCAGUGACUCCUAAUCAAUUCCUCAAUUGACUGACAGGCUUUGGGUGUCUACCAAUGAAGAAUAAAACAUCUUUUUAAGCAUGUCAGAAAAAAAUGGCAGAAACACUUUAUCAUGAGUCCUGCUGAGGCAGAAAAGGGAUAAAUGAAAUUGUUAGCCUCUAUUACCUAAUGUUAUACAGAAAUUUUUUUAUCUCUGAAAACAAAAAAUCAGAACUUAAGAAGCUAGAAGGUCAUUGAGGACUGAUGCACCUAAACUGAUACAAUUUAUGGGCAUUGUUGAUUUUACACCAGCCAUUGUUGAUAACUGUAAAUAAAUAAUGCAACUAUACUUUGUAAACUUGAAAACAACUCAAGCAUAAAAGUAUUGUGUAUUUCAAAUUUUAUAUUUUUCCCCAUGGGUGUCAGAAUCUUAGACAUCAGAAAGUUUAAGAUAUAUCAGAACACAAUCUCCCUUGAGGCUUUCAUCUUCAACCAAUGAAUUCAAGGAGAUCCAAACAGUCCAUCCUAAAGGAGAUCAGUCCUGGGUGUUCAUUGGAAGGACUAAUGCUGAAGCUGAAACUCCAAUACUUUGGCCACCUCACGCUAAGAGUUGAGUCAUUGGAAGAGACCCUGAUGCUGGGAGGGAUUGGGGGCAGGAGAAGAAGGGGACGACAGAGGGUGAGAUGGCUGGAUGGCAUCACUGAUUCGGUGGAUAUGAGUUUGAGUAAACUCCGGGAGUUUGUGAUGGACAGGGAGGCCUGGCGUGCUGCGAUUCAUGGGGUUGCAAAGAGUAGGACAUGACUGAGCGACUGAACUGAACUGAAUGAAUUCAACUAGCAGGAUCAUUGGGCUUCCCUUGUGGCUCAGUUGGUAAAGAAUCUGCCUGCAAUGUGGGAGACCUGGGUUCCAUCCCUGGGUUGGGAAGAGCCCCUGGAAAAGGGGAUCUUCACAUUCAUCCUGGAAUGCAAAGUCAAGUGGGCCUUAGGAAGCAUCACUAUGAACAAAGGUAGUGGAUGUGAUGGAAUUCCAGCUGAGCUAUUUCAAAUCCUAAAAGAUGCUGCUGCUAAAGUCCUGCACUCAAUAAGCCAGCCAAUUUGGAAAACUCAGCAGUGGCCACAGGACCAGAAAAUAUCAGUUUUCAUUCCAAUCCCAAAGAAAGGCAAUGCUAAAGAAUGCUCAAACUACCACACAAUUGCACUCAUCUCAUACGCUAGUAAAGUAAUGCUCAAAAUUCUCCAAGCCAGGCUUCAACAGUAAGUGAACCGUGAACUUCCAGAUGUUGAAGCUGGUUUUAGAAAAGGCAGAGGAGCCAGAGAUCAAAUUGCCAACAUCUGCUGGAUCAUCGUAAAAGCAAGCGAGUUCCAGAAAACAUCUAUUUCUGCUUUAUUGACUAUGCCAAAGUCUUUGACUGUGUGGAUCACAAGAAACUGUGGAAAAUUCUUUUAGAGAUGGGAAUACCAGACCACCUGAUCUGCCUCCUGAGAAAUUUGUAUGCAGGUCAAGAAGCGACAGCUAGAACUAGACAUGGAACAACAGACUGGUUCCAAAUAAUAAAAAGAGUAUGUCAAGGCUAUAUACUGUCACCCUGCUUAUUUGACAUAUGCAAAGUAUAUCAUGAGAAAUGCCUGGCUGGAUGAAGCACAAGCUGGAAUCAAGAUUGCCAGGAGAAAUAACAAUAACUUCAGAUAUGCAGAUGACACCACCCUUAUGGCAGAAAGUGAAAAGGAACUAAAGAGCCUGUUGAUGAAAGUGAAAGAGUAGAGUAAAAACCUGGCUUAAAACUUAACAUUCAGAAAACUAAGAUUAUGGUAUCCAGUUCUAUCACUUAAGGGCAAAUAGAUGGGGAAACAAUGGAAACAGUGACAGACUUCAUUUUUGGGGGCUCCAAAAUCACUGCAGAUGGUGACUACAGCCAUGAAAUUAAAAGACACUUUCUCCUUGGAAGAAAAGCUAUGACCAGCUAGACAGCAUGCUAAAAAGCAGAGACAUUACUUUGCUGACAAAGGUCCGUCUAGUCAAAGCUGUGAUUUUUCCAGUAGUCAUGUAUGGAUGUGAGAGUUGGACUAUAAGGAAAGCUGAGUGCCAAAGAAUUGAUGCUUUUAAACUGUGGUGUUGGAGAAGACUCUUGAGAGUCCCUUGGACUGCAAGGAGAUCCAACCAGUCCAUCCUAAAGGAAAUCAAUUCUGAAUACUCAUUGGAAGGACUAAUGCUGAAGCUGAAACUCCAAUACUUGGGCCACCUGAUGUGAAGAACUGACUCAUUUGAAGAGACCCUGAUGCUGGGACAGAUUGAGAGUGGGAGGAGAAGGGGACGACAGAGGAUAAGGUGGUUGGAUGGCAUCACUGACUUGAUGGACAUGAGUUUGAGUAAACUCCAGGAGUAGGUGAUGGACAGGGAAGCCCGGCAUGCUGUAGUCUAUGGGGUCUCAAAGAGUCAGACACAGCUGAGCAACUAAACUGAUUGACUGAGUAAGGUCAUUUGCUGAGGGAAAAAAUGAUCACCUUCUUAAAGAGGAAAUAAAUAUUUUUAUUAUGAAAGAGGGACUUAACAU
This is a messenger RNA of Dama dama (fallow deer), 6249 nucleotides long. RefSeq names its product Fc receptor-like protein 3. Gene Ontology annotation, molecular function: transmembrane signaling receptor activity. The record is from RefSeq and is a predicted model, not a curated record. Gene Ontology annotation, biological process: cell surface receptor signaling pathway. The transcript is spliced from 14 exons. NCBI's taxonomy places the organism in Eukaryota, Metazoa, Chordata, Mammalia, Artiodactyla, Cervidae. Bases 177 to 2189 code for a protein of 670 amino acids.